CACAGCAUCUUACACAACGUAAACAAGUUCGAGAAGGCGCCACCUCUUCACGGAGGAAUAAAAAAGAAAAAAGUAACUAAAAAGUUCUGGACAUAAAUGUAAAAGAGAUCUGGUUUACAUCACUAUCUACCGAUACAUAUAUAAUUGAGUUUUAAUGAUUUUUGGUUUAGCACGCAGCUGAACAGCUACUCAAGCUAAUUUGCUAACUUCACAUCGCAAAUCUCAACGAAAUAAUACUAAUAACUACACAAAAAUCGGAAUAUCUACAUUAAAAUGUCCCAUUUGAAUGAUCACAAGAUCUUGCGUCUUUCAUUAAUUGUUCUCUCUCAAAUCGCUUACAUUGUUGCUUUGAUUAUCAACGCACUCGCGGGACCUGGGAAAGGUCCGUUUCAGCACAGCACUGGAAAUGUAUCGGACAGAUAUCAGACAGAGAUCACUCCUGCUGGAUGGACCUUCUCUAUAUGGGGUGUGAUUUAUUCCUGGCUCUUCCUCAUGAACAUAUAUUUCCUGAGCUGGCUCUGUAGAGGGCUGUACUCAAGUCCAGCAAUCCUGCCCUCUGUAUUCUUUGUUUCAUGGAUCAUCAACCUGAUUUUAAACUGCACCUGGCUGGUCUUGUGGGACAGAGAAUUGAUGAUUCCUGCACUGAUAGUUCUUGCCCUGAUUGCUUUCACCAACUACCUGCUCAUCUACUUCUCAUGUGUUGGUUUACGGGCUCAUGGAUCUUGGCUCAAACAGCACCACCCAAAAGACCUGUUCUGCAUCAUAGUGCUGGUUCAAAAUGGUAUCGCCACUUAUGCAACAUGGACAACCAUUGCAACACUGCUCAACUUCACUGUUGUUUUGAAUGUGGCAUCAGUUUCUGCAACAAAUGCUGCAACAGCUUCUUUAAGCAUACUUCUGCUGGAAGUGAUUGUAUGGUUUUCAGUUGAAAACUUCCUAAUAGAGAAGCAUGUGCGUUACAUCCUCAGCGUUUACCCUGUGAUUAUCUAUGCUUUAUCUGGAAGCCUAAGCAAGCAUUAUGACUCAACAGCUCCAGGGCGGAAUGCAGUCUUUUCAGUGGUGCUGCUGGUGCUGGCCUGUAUUGUGUUCGUGGUGCGGUUGGCGCUGGUGGUUUGGAGACACAGGACUCGGCCUCUUUUUACCUAUAGUGAACCUUAAAGUCCUGAUGUCACCAAACAGCAGCACUGAAAAAUAAUUAAACCUCAUAAACCCAUUGCAUGUCACACUAAAUAACAAAACGGACACAAAUAAUGAUGCUUUCAGGUACAGUAUUUAUAAAUGUGUUUUGGCUAAAACAGAUGUACUACUAUGUAAUACAGUACAGUGUUUCUCAACCAUGACCACCAGCUCUGCCAUGUCUCCAUAUCCAAACACACCCGAUUCAUAUCGUCAGCUCAUUAACAGAGACUGAAAGACCUGUAAUGGGUGUGACAGACAAAGGAGGCAUCCAAAACAUGCAGUGUUGGUGGUCCUUCAGGAACGUGGUUGAGAAACACUGCAGUACUAUACAUCUAAUCUUGGGUCAGUACAUGUUUAUGAUAUUAAAUGAAUAGUUCCAUUUGAUUGUUCUAAACAUAAUUGAGUUUCUUUCUUCUGUUGAACACAAAAUAAAAUGUUUUGAAGAUUGCUGGAAAGGAGGGCAACACAGUGGCUCAGUGGUUAGCACUGUGGCCUCACAGCAAGAAGGUUGCUGGUUUGAGUCCCGGAUGGGCCAGUUGGCUUUUCUGUGUGGAGUUUGCAUGUUCUCCCUGUGUUGGCGUGGGUUUCCUCUGGGUGCUUCCGGUUUCCCCCACAGUCCAAAGACAUGCACUAUAGGUGAAUUGAAAAAACUAAAUUGUCCGUAGUGUAUGAGUGUGUGUUAAUGAGUGUGUAUGGGUGUUUCCCAAUACUGGUUUGCAGCUGGAAUGGCAUUCGCUUAGUAUAACAUAUGCUGAAAUAGUUGGUGGUUCAUUUAGCUGUGGGGACCUCUGAAAUAGAGACUAAGUCAAAGGAAAAUGAAUGAAUGAAUGCUGGAAAGUAGCAGUCAUUUCAUAGUAUAUUUCUGUUCCUACUAUGAAUGUCAGUGGCUGCUUUUUCCAACAUUCUUCAAAAUAUCUUUUGUGUUUAAUAGAAAAAACUCAUACACGUUUAGAAUCACUUGAGGGUGAGUAAUUUGUCUUUUUAGUGUGAGCUAUCAUGUUUAUUGUGUCCUAAUUUGUUUAAUACACCUCUUGUCAUUUAAAAUUUUUAAUGGCUGAUUUUAAAAGUCUUACUGAGGCUGCAUUUAUUUGAUAAAAAUACACUACAAAGAUUAGCAUAGUGAAAUAUAUUAUAAUUUACAGUUUUAUUUUACUGUUUUCUAUUCUUACAUUUUGUAACAUUUACUAUUAUGCAUGUCUAAUUUUGACCAAAAAUAUCUGUAUUAUAUUUGACUGUAUUUUGAAUAGGUAGUUAUGUAAAGUGUAUUUGAUACAGGGUUUUUGCAGGUCAAAAAAGGUCUUAAAAAAAGGGUGUGACAAUACAUUUUCCAUUUUAAUUUGAGUUUUCUAAAGCCAUUGCCAGAUAUUGGUUUUAAUCUGCACUAAGAAAAUGAAUAGCUGACUUUAAAAAAGAGAUUUAAACUCAUUGCCUACAAAUAUAUAGUGAAUGAACUAUCUGGGUAGUUAUAAAACUUAAGUCAACUUAACAGAUUCAAGUUUUAAUGGGUUUACUCACUCAAGUACUAAUCACUUUUUACUGUGUAAAUUCACUUGAUUUUAUUGAGUUUCUCAAAAGCAAGACUUCUUAUCCCAUAAGUUUGUUUCUCAAGGAAAUAUAUCUUGAUAUAAGACGUAUACUGGAAAAGGAGACAAAAAUACUGAUAUUACUUUAUUUGCAGUGCGACGAGAAAAAAAACUGUUUAAGUCAUCUAAAUACUUAAGUGUUUGGGAGCAAUGUUCUCAACUUUAAGCUAUUGUUUUGUAAAAAUGAAUUAAAAAGUAAUAUAAAUUCUAUUUGUAAGUUAGAAUUUAUAAUUAUUACACCUGAUUGGAUAUGCUGUCUAUAAAUGUACAUUGAGACACCCUAUUGACGUACAGUAUUGUGUUCCCUUCAAAUUAUUAUUAUUUUGAAACUUGAUCUUAAAAGCCUUACAAAAUUAUUAAGCUUAACUUUAUUAAAUCUGCAGAAACACUGUUAACAUUAACAUAUCGCAAAUUCUUUAAUCCAAAGCAAUAUACAAAAAUAAGUAGAAUUAUAUGCAGUAUAUAUCAUACAAGAACCAAUAAGGCUUGCAAUAACAUGUUUUAAGCAGUACAAAAACAUGUUUAUGUUUGUCUUUUUUUACACUUUUGCCUACAUUUUUAAAAACAACUUAUAAAAAGCUUAUUUACUGAGGUUUAAUAAAAUAUUUGAGAAGCA
Messenger RNA from Danio aesculapii, 3378 nucleotides. RefSeq lists its product as uncharacterized. NCBI's taxonomy places the organism in Eukaryota, Metazoa, Chordata, Actinopteri, Cypriniformes, Danionidae. Bases 274 to 1158 code for a protein of 294 amino acids. The transcript has 7 exons. The record is from RefSeq and is a predicted model, not a curated record.